This is a messenger RNA of Aphidius gifuensis, 1669 nucleotides long. RefSeq lists its product as uncharacterized. The record is from RefSeq and is a predicted model, not a curated record. The transcript is spliced from 2 exons. Lineage: Eukaryota; Metazoa; Arthropoda; Insecta; Hymenoptera; Braconidae. Bases 327 to 1040 code for a protein of 237 amino acids.
UUUUUUUUCUCUCAACGUAAUGCAACGUAACCCCCAAAAAAUUACGACAGAAAAACAGACAAAAAUAGAAAUAAAAAAUUUUUUCUUUUACAUUUUAUUAAUAAUAAAUAUAAAAACACCAAGUGCAUGUGUAUUUAAAGCUAUUUAAUAAAUUAUUAAAUACAUCAGGAUAAUUUCCAUCAUCAAAUCAACUUUUAAAAUAAUAUUGAGUAGCAAAUUUUUGGAUCAACAUAUAUUUAAAGGAUUAAAUUAAAGACACUCGUUGUUAAAAAUUUGGUAUUAUUUGACUGAUUAUUUUCAUCAAUUAAUAAUAAUAAAAAAACAAGAUGAAAAUACCAUCACAAAAUUCUUUUGUUCUUGAUGGUGGUGAUGAUUCAUUUGCAAAUCGUCAAAAGGCAUUAUUUGAUCAACUUUCACAAGCUGAAAAAAGUUGUAAUAUAAAUCAAGAUUCAUUAAUACCACUUGACACAAGUCCAAUAAGACCAUCACGUAAUUUACAAAUUGCUGCAAGACGUAAUAGAAAUGAAACACGUCAUCUUCAAGGUAAAGAAAGUAUCUUUAAACGUCCAGAAAUACCAGCACCAAAAACAAAUUAUCGUUCUAUACCAGAUUAUCAUAGAAAUCCUCAUAAAUGGAUUAAAUAUGAUCUUGAAGAUGUUAAAAGUAAAGACAUGUCUGAUAAAUGUAACACACAAACAGCUUUAUCAUUUUUACAUGAAUUAAAACAACGUAAAAAAAAUCAUGAAAAUGAUAAAAAAAAUAAACAUGAUAAAAUGGAUAUUGAUGAUAUUGAUUGUCCAUCAACAUCAUCAAGGAUAUCCUUUAGAAAACCAUCAAUAAGCAGUUCUAAAAAUGACACAAUAAUUGUUACUAAUGAUAAACCUGUUUUUCGAAAUAGUAAAAUUAUUUUUCCUGAAUAUGUUGUUGGACAAAAACAACCAAAAAAAGCUAAAAUUAAUAAAAAAAAACAUAUUGAUAUUAAUAAUACAAAUAAACAAUUAAAACUUGAUCAUCUUUUAGAAAUGGAAGAAGAUGAUUAAAUUAUUAUAAUUACAUAAAAUUAAAAAUAUAAAUUGUAAAUUUAAAAAAGUAAUAAUAUAGUUGAUGAAUUUAAUUUGUUUAUUAUUGGCUUUAAUAAUUUAAUUUAAUUUUAAAUUACAAUUACAAUGUAAUACAUGGUAUCUAUUAAUUACUAAUUUUAAAUUUCUUUUUUAAUUAUUUUGCUUGAAAAAUAAUGUAGCUGAUCAUUUCGUUUUUUUUAUUAAUCGAAACAAUUGUUUUAUUAAAUUUAUUAUUGACAUUGUUGCUUUGUCGGUUGAUAAAUAUUUCUCUUUUUAAAUUAUCUUUCAAUAAUAACAGUUAUUAAAUUGCACAGUUGUUGCACUUGAAAAUUAUAACUAAAUUAAAUUAAUAAAAUUUCUUUCUAAUUGAAAAAAAAAAUAAUAAAAAAUAUUUUAAUUGUUUUUUAGUUAUUUGUAGUACUGUUUGAGUAAUAAUCAUAAUUUUAUUGAUAAUUAAAUUUGAAAAAUAAUUAUUUAUAAUAAUUUAAAUUACAAAAUGACCAAGAAAUUUCCAAAUUUAUAUAAAUGUUAAUUUUUAUUUAUAUUUUUUAUUUAUAAAAAAUAUUAUAACGUUAAAAUUGAAUUUGAUUAAAACUGUGGGAAUAAAA